UGAUAUUUCCAUGGUAAAGGUGUUGUUUAGGCCAUUGCGUUUGUUUGGUUACGUCUGGUGUCGUAAGUGUCGCUGUCCGUUUUGAUGCUUCCUGGUUCUACGUCGGGCUCUUGAUGGAACUUCAUCUUGUAAUUACUGGUGUAUUAUCUACUGAAAUUCUGUCAUUUUGCCACUUAGUUACAUAUAUGUUAUGAACCGUUCAUUUCUCUAGUUAAAAAGACUAGAUAUAUACCCCGUCUGUACAUGUUUGGCUAAAGGUCAAAAUUUGAGUGUCAUAUUCAUUUUUACACCUUGGUUCUAAUUUGGAUAGGAUUGUAUGCGGGACGUAAUUUGGUUAUGUUUAUUUACCGAUGGGCAAAUGGUCUACUGAUUCGCCGAGUCCUAGACAUGCGUCAGCGUCUCCUGAUGCAGAUGACGAUCCCGAUUGGUCUUCAUCUCGAGAAAAAGAUAAAGAAUCAAGUAAAUCUUCAAGUGGGUUACGUCGUAGUUCUCGGGUUAUUAAGCGUCCUUCUGUUUUUACGGUAGUCCAUGAGGAGCGCGGUGACCGUGAUGUCAGGGCUGCUAUAAAGCGUAGUCGUGUGGAAACUCAGCAUUUAAACAUUGAUUACGCGUCUCUCCCUGAGGUUCCCACUAUACAACUCACUGCUGAUGAAUUCGUUGAUCCAGUGACUGUAUGGAAUAAAUACUAUCCUUUGGGCAUCAAAUAUGGCGCUAUAAAACUCGUGCCUCCCAAAGGAUGGCACGGCAUGUGUCCACUUGACCUUAACCGUAUGAAAUUCAAAGUGCGUGAGCAGCAGUUACGUCACUUAUCAAAUGGCACUGGAUUCUCUCAUCCUGGUUAUGACUGGGACUGUCAUCACAUGCGCUUAUCAGAUUCUCGGUUACUGAAGGAUAUUUUUGGCACCAGUAUUCCAGCUGCUAAAGAUGUGGAGAAUGAGUACUGGCGCAUUGUCCGUUCUGGUGACCGUGAUUUAACCGUGAAAUACGGUGCUGAUUUGAACGUAUAUUCCCCGGAAUAUGAGGAGUACCUUGUAGACGUCUCUAAAACUUGUUACUUCGAUGACCCAUGGAAUCUAAAGAAUCUGUCGAAAUCUCCAGGGUCACUGUUACGUUAUGCUCAGCAUCCUAUCCCUGGUGUCACCAGUCCGUGGCUAUAUAUAGGAAUGGGUUUAACUUCAUUUUGUUGGCACACUGAGGACAAUUACUUUGGUGCUGUUAACUACCAUCACUUUGGUGCCCCAAAGAUAUGGUAUGUAGUUCCGCCUAGUAAGGCUGGUCGUCUUGAGUCAUUACUGAAGAACUACUGUUCUCGUGAGGGUGAUGAGUUUGCUAUGUAUAGCCUUCGUAUUCAAGUUCCUCCCGAUGUUGUUGUUUCUAACGGUAUUCCAGUAUAUCGUUUAGUUCAGUCUGCUAAUGAGUUUGUGUUUGCCUGGCCUCGUGCAUUUCACUCUGGCCUGAAUGUGGGUUACAAUUGCAAUGAGGCUUGUAACAUAGCACCUGUUUCUUGGUUGCCUAUGGGUUACCGUGCUUUGUUGAAUUAUCGUUUUUACCGGAAGACUUGUAUAUCAUAUUUCACACUUGUUAUGAGUGGUGUUUGCCACUACCGCGACAUGUCGGCUUCUGAUUUAAAUUACAUGAUUGACGCACUCUUGCUACUUAUUGCACAGGAGUUCGACGAUCGUAGUAGUGUUACUUACCCACGUGUCCAGAUGUACCUGUAUUUGGGUGCCUCUGAUGCCUUCAAUGUUGAAUAUCUAUUCGAGAAGGCCUGUAGCCAGCACGAUUUUGACCCUGCUGGUUUUGUUCGCGCUCUUGAGCUUUUAUGUAGUUCCUCUGAGGACGAGUUUCUUGAGGGCUGCAAUUUGUUGUGUAACGUAUCCAUGAAGGACUGCGACCUUUGCGAUACUCCUACGUUUGGAAGCUGCAUAACUUGUGCCCAUAGCAAUUGUACCGUCUGUAUUACUUGCUACAAGUACCACCCUUGCAAGUGUUCCACUCGGGUUGUUUUGUAUCGUUACCCACUACAAGCUCUUGACCGUAUGGUAUACAUUUUGAAGCGCGAGUUUGUGAAAAAGACUUGCGAUGAAUGGAGCUCUCCUGGGGAUUAUCGCAUUGUUCCCUCUGAGAUGUUGUUUGAUGUGGAUUCCGGAUCACUAUUUAGUGUGUCCAAGUUGUUACGUCAGGGUGAUAUUGCUCUCCCUGACGUUUGUACAUCUACCCCUACUAAGUCAUUUGAGCAGGUGAACUCUGAUGUAGAGAACCUUGCUACUACGGAUUACGUUACUUCCUGUGAAUCACUUUGCAAUUUAGCUAUGGGAGAUGUUUGUGAAUGGGAUUCUUCUUGGUUUGAUGAUAUAACUGCUGCGUUUCAUCGCUGGUACAAUGGUUCUCGCAGUGUACAGCGUGAGGGCGAAGAGUCAAUAUAUGGCGAAAUCACUUUUACAGAGCCUUGCAGUAUAACGGAUGGUACGUUCAAUGUUGUAAACCAUCCCCGUGCUCUUGCCACAAUCACGAAAUUUACUGUUCGUUACCUCAUGCUGUCACUUGAGGAGGACUGCAACUACCUUCCGCAGCAAUAAUCUAC
Molecule: messenger RNA, 2584 nt
Organism: Babesia bovis T2Bo
Lineage: Eukaryota; Apicomplexa; Aconoidasida; Piroplasmida; Babesiidae
Product: JmjC domain hydroxylase family protein
Exons: 10
Coding region: 351-2579 (742 amino acids)
Biological process (GO): chromatin remodeling
Cellular component (GO): nucleus
Molecular function (GO): histone H3K4me/H3K4me2/H3K4me3 demethylase activity
Source: RefSeq, a predicted model, not a curated record